AUGGAUUCUGGCAACGGUGGCAUCAGCAGCAGCAAUAGCAGCUGCCACAAAAGCGAUCUGAAUCUAUUGGUGAAGAAUAUUGUAAAGAUUCUGCUCACCACCUCGAAGUACCUGCACUGCCCGUUUUGUGCCGACGAGUACCUGUUCGAGUUUACGCUGAAGCAUCAUCUGCUGAAAAACCACGAGCGCGACCUGGAGAAGAUUGUCCGCUCGCCGGACGCAAGCAUACGCUUUUGCGAGAGCAACAUCUGCCCGUACUGCGGUGCCCUGUUCUACUACAUCUCCGCCCUGCCGAAGCAUAUCAUGAACAGCCACAGCCGGGAGUGCCUAAUGAAGUGGCAAGCAAUCGAACAGGAAAACAGCCUGGUGCGAAAGCUGGCCAACGAUCCGAGCAUUCAGUGCGUGCCGUGUUCACCCGGGUUGAGCGAUUUUUUCGACGAGCUUACCACGGGCAGCAGCCGACAGUAUGCGGGUGGUCCUCCUAAUGCCGGUAGCAAAAACAUCAUCCAGCUAACUAAACCUUCUCCCUUGCUGAAAACGGCCCUUCGGAACGUGAACCGUAUUACGGCCGCACAGACAAAUGGCGGUAUCACCGCAGGUGGUAUCGAUGCUUCCGGUACGUCGGCCUGGUCCAGCUUCGGAUUCGAUAACUCCCAAGCGCCGCGGCGCAACCUCACCAACCAAUCCGUCCGUCGAGAGCUGCAUUUCGGUGACGAUCGUGGUCUAUCGUCCGGUGAUGGGGCUAGUGCUGGUUCACCGUCGCUCUGCAACCUUAUUGCCGGUAGCUGCUCACCCUCGCCCAGCAACGAAUCGAUCUCCUCGGUUCGCAAACCAAAGUUCCAACGGAAGCGGUUCAAUCUGCGCUCCAUUAAGCCAAAGCUAAACUUCCGCAAAUACGUGCUGUCGAAGUUUUCGAAGAAGUAUCACUGCAAGAUCGUUACCAGCACGCCAAACAAUUUCCUCGACGAUAGUAACGGUCGCGACUCGACACGCUUCCUGCACAAUCAGGAACGCUGGAACCGGAUUCACUUCGAAUGA
Molecule: messenger RNA, 1038 nt
Organism: Anopheles marshallii
Lineage: Eukaryota; Metazoa; Arthropoda; Insecta; Diptera; Culicidae
Exons: 1
Coding region: 1-1038 (345 amino acids)
Source: RefSeq, a predicted model, not a curated record